This is a messenger RNA of Cuscuta epithymum, 1994 nucleotides long. The record is from the annotation of a GenBank genome assembly. NCBI's taxonomy places the organism in Eukaryota, Viridiplantae, Streptophyta, Magnoliopsida, Solanales, Convolvulaceae.
UCCUGCACUCUCAUGAACUCAUUUCCGUAACUUCUCCCUGAGGUCAUUUGUGUAAUUCUCGUUGCUCACAUUUCUCUUCAUCAGCCGCACCCCAACAUCAUCGAAAGAACACCUUACCCGCUAGAAUGCUUUUUCUUCGUGCAGAUACAGAGAGGUUUUGCAUUGAAAAGAUCUCAGACUCUUCUUAGCUGAAUGUUCCCUUAUCCAUUGCCUUACACAGAAUCACCUGGCCCGGCUGGCCGUCUUAGCAAUCAAGCACGAUUGAUGUUUUCAGUCAAGAGACAGAGAUUCUUGACAUCCAGUUUUCUUAUCGGACUGACCCGGCGAUGGAUAUGUACCAAUAUGGGACCAACCGUGAUGAGCUUUGGCGAUGGAAGUCACGGAGCUUUAGGCCUACCAAUGUCCACAAUGGGUUUAGGUUUUGAUGCUUACGAGCCGACUCCCAUUCCGUGCCUGCCUCGUGAUGUCACCAGCAUUGCUGCUGGCCACUUUCACUCUCUUGCCGUCACUCGUAAGGGCCAUGUUUAUGCGUGGGGCCGUAACCUCGAAGCUCAGCUUGGUCGCGAUCCUCUUUCUCCUAGAUCUGGAAGCAUUGAGGAUGUGGGGAUGUUGUUUACACAAAGUUUGCUCCUUUGAGUAGAUUGCAACACUAAUGUAUGUAUCCUUUAUUUUCUUCCUUCUCUCGAAUUUAAUUCAGAGAAACAUGGAAUGAACCGAAGAGGGUAGAAGGGCUAGAUAAAGUGAGAGUCCGAGCUGCAUUUGCUUCUGGUGUCGUCUCUGCUGCCAUUGCAGAGGAUGGAUCUCUUUGGGUUUGGGGAAGUUCUAAUAAUGGACAACUAGGCCUGGGUAAAGGACUUUCCAAGGCUCAUAUACCCACCAGGGUCGAAACACUUGCUGGAGAACAUAUAGUUAAGCUAUCAUUUGGUUGGGGGCAUGCCCUAGCAAUGACCAGAAGUGGGAAAUUGUUUGGCUGGGGAUAUUAUGCAGAUGGUAGAAUAGGGAAGAUUGGGAAAGAGUUAGAAAUUUCCCCAUUGGAAUCUAAUUCUCCUCAGUUUAAAUCAUUGGAACAUAAUUUGUCAGUGGAGGAAGCUGCUGAACAGUCGGUUUUUGACGCCAUGGAGAAGGAAAAAGAUAUGCCUGUUAUAUGGGAGCCUGAUUUAGUUGAGGAACUACAUGGGUUGAAAGUUGAAGACAUCGCUUGUGGGCUUGACCAUUCAUUAGUUGUUUGCAGUUCCAAUUGGAUCCUCACCAGUGGGCAUUUAGGACUACAUGAUAUGAGCACACAAUUUUUAACUUGAAAAACAUGAUUGAAUAUUGAAUUUCAGAUGAUGGAACACUUUUAAGUGGUGGAAGCAAUGCAUAUGGGCAGUUAGGAAGGGCAAAUCAAGAUUUGGGAAUGCACACUGUUGACAUAGGCUUUCGUACCUUGGGUAUAGCUUCGGGUUUAGGGCACUCUUUGGCAGUUUGUGAAGUUCCUUAUUCUGAAGUAGCAUCAGGUGUUGGAAUUAAGGUUUUUUCAUGGGGAUGGAACCAGAAUAGUCAACUUGGGAGGCAAGGUCCAAGCCACAUCCCCCAACAGGUUGAAGGGCUGGAUGGUGAGACCCCUAAGUCGCUGUCAGCAGGUCGUGCACAUUCUCUUGCUCUCACUGCAAAGAAUGACGUUUGGGUGUGGGGUUGUGGUAAAAAUGGAAGAUUAGGGUUAUGUAGUUCAACCGAUGAAUCAGAACCAAUGAUUGUAGAUUUCUCUCAAAGUUAUGAAGUUUUGGAAGCUGUGGCUGGCUUAGAUCAUACACUUGUGCUUGGAGAAAUUUCUUGUUGAUUUAAUUUUACAAUGCUUUCCUUUCUUAGUUUCUGUAGCUUAAAAGAACAAAAAAUGUUGACAUUAGUCCACUUUGGUCGAUGACUAUUAUGGAGUUUUGAUUUUAUUUUGUAACUUUUGUUUUGUUUUGUUUCAGAUUUUUUCAUUUAUGGUGUUAUUUAUGACGCGAGAAUCA